AUGGCGAGCGAGCCCGAAGAUCCAGCGAUAACGUCUUUACGGGUAGUAAGCCGGUGCAGUGGUGAAGCGAUGUCGUGCGAGUUAUGGGAGGGGCGAAAGUCUCCAACACAAGAAAGCGUCCUGAGCCAGCUACCAUUCCAUUCCAAAGAACGGAAAAAUUGCAUGCAUGGCCUUUGCCCCUGGGAUUCAAGGACUUGUGAUCGUGCUGCUCGAUUUGGUCAUUUGGAAGUCCUCCAAUAUGCCCGUGACAAUGGCUGUGGAUGGGAGGCAUCAACAUGCAGUGAAGCUGCCUUGGGUGGCCAUUUGGAAAUCGUGAGGUGUGCCCAUGAAAACGGUUGUCGAAUGGAUAGAUUCACUCUAAGGAAUGCUGCUAGCAAAGGUCAUUUGAAUAUCAUGCAGUAUGCCCACGAGCAUGGAUGCAGAUGGUGCUCCUCUACAUGCAUACUUGCCGCCCAAAAUGGCAACUUUGAAUGCCUCCAAUAUGCCCAUGAAAAUGGCUGUCCUUGGGGUAAAGCAACCUGCUACGAGGCUGCUGCAAAUGGCCACUUGGAAUGCCUACAAUAUGCCAUUGAAAAUGGCUGUCCAUGGGAUGAACGUGUGUGCUUGGAAGCUACUAAAAAGGGCAAUUUUGAAAUUCUGAAGUAUGCCUAUGAAAAGAAUGACUGUCCAUGGCACAAAAGAACAUAUGACUUGGCUGCAAAUCAUGGCCAUUGGAAAAUAUUGAAAUAUGCAAUUGAACAUGGCUGCCCUUGGAAUGAAGAAGAUGUGCUGUCAAGGGCCACUUAG
Molecule: messenger RNA, 786 nt
Organism: Seminavis robusta
Lineage: Eukaryota; Bacillariophyta; Bacillariophyceae; Naviculales; Naviculaceae
Source: the annotation of a GenBank genome assembly